UUUUUGGUUGGCCUGUAAAUCAACUCAAAGCCCUUCAACACCUCGCUGCUGCACCAUACUGUGCUAUGGCUUUUGCAGGGAGCAUCCAAGAUCGCUUGCGUGGCCGGGACGAGGUGAAGAGAUAUAGAGGAUAUCCAGUCAAUGUCUCCGGCCACGUGGAGAAGCUGCAAGACUAUUCCCAUUCCUGCCAUCAUUUGGGAGAGAUCAAGGAGCAGCAAAGGCGCAUCGAGGCCUUGGAAGAGAAGCUCCGACGCUCGGACGAGGCCAAGCUCCAGAUGAAGACGGAGAUUGAUCUUCUCAAGGACCAGCUGCAGGAGAAGGAGUUCGUGCAGAAGCGCAAUGAAACGAUUAUCGAGUCCCAAAAGCUUGCCAUCGCACAGCUUCAAUUGGCACUGGGGAAUUCCCAACGAGCCGUCGAGAGCAUUUUCAAUGAGAGCAAUGGCCGAGAAAUCCAGCGUGAGCUUGAAAACACUGAUGCCCAGCUCCGCGACGCCCUCCGCCCCAAGCCCGCGCCCGCGCCGCUCACCACACCGCUGCGCCCCGGUCCGGGGGCGACGCUGCGGCCGUCGACCACCUCGCCCUGGGGUGCUUGGGCCGGGCGCGCGAGUGCGACGGACGCCGAGGACGCCACAGCGUCCGAGGUAUCGGAAGACGCGGCGCCCACAGCGAAGCUGUACACGCCGGGGACAGCGACCACGAGGGAGAGUCGCUCGCCUAGCCCUGGAGCUGCCUAUUUUUGAGGCCAAAAGGGUGGAAUCAAGAGGUGUUCAAAGUGGCUUUAUUGCCGAAAGGAUCCUUGACUUGCUCCUGGAUCGCCUUCAUGAUGACUUUGAAGCUUUUGAAGUAGGUUAGCAACAGUGCCAUGGCAUGCCAUGGCGAACGGCUCAAUUUGG
Molecule: messenger RNA, 893 nt
Organism: Durusdinium trenchii
Lineage: Eukaryota; Dinophyceae; Suessiales; Symbiodiniaceae
Source: the annotation of a GenBank genome assembly